CCUGCAUGGAUCUUUUUGCGGCGUGUUGGAUCCAAAGCACGUUGUUGUAAUAGCCCCGGCAGCUCCUGCUUCCUUCGCUACCCGUCCUUACUUCUAGGAGACAUCAUGAUGACCGAAAGUAAUGAGUUUCUCUGCUCCCCACCGAAAAAAACAGUCAGGUUUGGUGGCAAACUGACAGACGUUCUGACAAAGUAUUCACAGGGAAAUACCCAAGAUUUUGAACUUUUAAAGCACCAGUUAUCAGACCCAGAGAUAAAGGAUGUGCAGAUUGUAAGCUGGCUGCACGAGCUCCGGAUCUCGGUUACGUACCUUACUGUUGACUACGAGCAGCUUGUCAGCAUCGUACUGAAACUGCCAUGGCUGAACAGAAGCAAAGAAGUUGUGGAAGAAUAUCUGGCUUUUUUGGGCAACCUUGUAUCAGCCCAGACUGUGUACUUACGCUCUUGUCUGAACAUGAUCGUCUCGCACUUUGUACCAGCUCGUGUUCUCAUAAGUGAUGGUAAUGUGCAUGUCUCGGAUUCGGAAGAUGAAGACGAAGAUAUUUUUGCAAGGUUUAAUACCUGUCACAGAGCAUUACAGAUCAUAGCACAAUACGUUCCAUCAGCGCCACGAUUUCUAAUGCCAAUUCUUGUGGACAAAUUUCCUUAUGUCAACAAAUCUCCGAGAAUUCUGGAGUGUUACAUACACAACCUUCUACGGAUAACCAUCUACUUCCCAGUGCUCAGGCUUGAGAUUUUGGAACUUGCAAUAGAAAAACUGCUGAAAAUUGAUGUGAGUGCACCUCGGCAUGACAUAGAGGAUGCAGAAGAAAACUCAAACAUGCCUAAUGGGGAGAGUCAUGCUACAGAAGAAGCGCUGUUUAACAUGGAUGAAGAUGAAGAGCCGCAGGAGGGUGCUGCAGCUGAUGUCUGUGACACAAUGGCCCACCCUGCUGCUGAACGCUUGGACUUAUCCCUGUCUGUUCUUUUUGCCUACCUCAAAGAAAUCUGCUUCCCAAAUGGCAGCCUGGAUUUGAACAAAACAAAAGAUGUAUACAAAGAUCUGCUGGUUGUAUUUGACAAGUUGAUUUUACCAACCCACGCAUCGUGUCAUGUGCAGUUUGUCAUGUUUUAUAUCUGCAGCUUCAAACUGGGACUUGCAGAAGCGUUUUUGGAACAUCUGUGGAAGAAACUACAAAAUCCAAACAACCCUCCAAUCACCAGACAGACUGCUGCCACUUACAUUGGGAGCUUCUUGGCUCGAGCCAAGUUUAUUCCUGUGGUGACAGUGAAAGCUUGCCUCGAUCUCCUCAUGAACUGGCUUCACAGCUACAUUGACAACCAGGAUGCUGGGAGCAGGGCUUACUGUGACAUUAGCUUCCACGGGCCCUUCUAUGCUACCUGCCAGGCUGUGUUCUACACCCUGAUAUUCCGACACAAACAGCUGUUAGAAGGCAAUUUGCGUAAAGGUUUAAACUACCUGCAGGCCCUGAAUUUUGAACGACUUGUAAUGUGUCAGCUCAACCCCCUGAAGAUUUGUCUGCCUUCAGUGGUUAACUACUUUGCCGCAAUCACUCGGAAAUAUCAGCUAGUGUUAUGCUACACCAUCAUAGAGAGGAACAACCGGCAGAUGAUCCCGGUCAUAAGAAGCAGCACUGGAGGGGACUCUGCUCACACUUGCACUAAUCCACUUGACAGUUUCUUUCCUUUUGAUCCCUGUGUUCUGAAAAGGUGCAAGAAGCGUAUUGAUCCUGCUUAUCAGCUUUGGGAAGAGGCUAAUGCUGAGGAAUUGAAACGACCCCCUAAGCCAGUUAAGGAGACCACUGCUGAUGACGAGGACGAUUUUCUUAAAGGAGAAACACCUCAGAGUGACACUGUGGUUGGAAUGACUCCAGGUUCCUAUGAGUCAUACCUGAAAAGCCCAGCGAGCAGCGUGGGCUCCCCUCCUAUCAAGUUCCUUCAACGGCCCUUCUGAGUAUGUCAAGCACAUGAUCAGAAUCACAAUACUCAAGCAAAUGCCUCACGAGGUCCAUCACUACUUUGUGUCAAGAUUCGUCACAAGCUGUGUGCUGCUAGCCGGAGGAGAAAAUGUCACGGGAUAUUUGUGGCCAGCUGUAGUCGUGGGAAGUCCCUUUUCUUUAAUAUAUCAGGUGUUGUCUAGCUCUAAAUCGUCCUGAUAUUAAGGGAUCGUUAGGAAUGUGUUCAGGGUUGUUACUAUCACGGACUGUUUAAUUGUGAGCACAUACAGUAAGUAGUGGAGCUGAGUAAUGGUAUGAAAUAUUGGAUGCCCUUGCCUGGCUGACCCUGUGUGCAAGUUUAAAAUUAUGGAAGAACAUGAUGAUGUUUUUCCACUGAUAAAAUACUGUGUGGUGGAUGGGCUUUGUAUAUUAUAUCCGCUAUCCAUUUCUGAGAGAGAUGAACUUGAUCUCUCUAUCGUGAUUUGCUGUAGUCUCUGCUGUUUCAGUGAUGAUCUUCCUGUAACAUCCUGUUAUCUGACGUACAGUAGAAGCACUUUGGGGGGAGGCUAACCGUUUCCUCACUUGUUAGAAUAAGAACAUACUGCAGCAAAGAAAAUGUCAUACAUUAAAUGAAUUUGUUUGGUAACGUAAA
Messenger RNA from Pseudophryne corroboree (corroboree frog), 2588 nucleotides. RefSeq names its product RRN3 homolog, RNA polymerase I transcription factor (gene RRN3). Bases 106 to 1953 code for a protein of 615 amino acids. NCBI's taxonomy places the organism in Eukaryota, Metazoa, Chordata, Amphibia, Anura, Myobatrachidae. Gene Ontology annotation, cellular component: nucleus. Gene Ontology annotation, biological process: transcription initiation at RNA polymerase I promoter. Gene Ontology annotation, molecular function: RNA polymerase I general transcription initiation factor activity; RNA polymerase I core binding. The transcript has 18 exons. The record is from RefSeq and is a predicted model, not a curated record.